AUGUCAAAGGAGGAGCAGGCCUGCAAGGUGAACAUGGGGUGCACCAAGCACAAGGAGCGCAAGCCCAAGAAGCCCCACUACAUCCCGCGGCCGUGGGGCAAGCCCUACAACUACAAGUGCUUCCAGUGCCCCUUCACCUGCAUGGAGAAGUCCCACCUGUACAACCACAUGAAGUACAGCCUGUGCAAGAACUCCCUCUCGCUGCUCAUCGACUCAGACUGGCCCUACAAGAAGGGCAACCUGCUCCACGCCGACCAGCUGCGGCUGCAGGCAGGUCUGGGCCACCGCAGCCCACCCAAGGACCAGGCGGAGCAGGCCGCCGCCGCAUCGGAGCAGAGCCCCAGCAGAGCUCCGGAGGAAGACCGGCGAGGGGAAGAGGAGGGCUCAGAGGGCAAAGGGACGGCCACUUUACGCCUGGAACCUGCUGGAGGCGAGGACAGAGGAGGAGCCAAGCACACGAAGCAGGAGGCGGACGUGGUGAUGGCGGACGCGUUCUCCCUGGAGGAGCAGCUUCUGCGGGCGCGCUCCUUCGAGGUGGAGAGCCGGCUGCGGCAGUACCGGCUGCCCAAGGCGUGCCUGUCCACGCCCGCACUGCUGCCCGAGUCGUGGCGUCUGCUGGGCUGCCCGACUCAAGCCAAACCUAAAACGGAGGCGCAGGCGGGGGAGAGGGGCGCGUCCUCGCUGUCCUGCUACCCCCCGCCACCUCCUCCCGAACCCCCGGCGCUCAACCUGUCCCUGCUGGGCCUCAGCUACCCGCUCACCCCGGGCCUCUUCUCCUACCUCAACCCGGCCUCGUCUCACACACACGCCCAGCUCGCCACCCUGCCCUUCCUCACACACCCGCACACGGCUGCCGAGCGCACCCUCCUGCCUCCUCGGUUCUACUACCCCUUCCUGUGUGAGCACUCGCUUGGCACGCCCCCCUCCCCCUUGCAUCUGUCUAAGACGCUCAAAUCCCCCCAGCUCAGCAGCCAGGAUGCCUCCCCAGCCCCGACUACACCCCCCUACCCAGCCAAGCUCAGCCUGUGGGGAGUUCCAGCUGUUCGGCCUACUUCCACACAGGCCUCUCCAGCAGCCUGGACCUCGCCUGAGAGGGCCUCCCCAGAGCCAGAGUUACGUGCUGGAGAUAGAUCAAGGACAGGGGUCUGGGGUCUGGAGCAUGGAGUCAAGCGCCCAGCGCCCCCUUCAGAGUCAUCAGAGUGCCCAGCUGAGAAGAAACCAUCACUGGGUGGGGUCCCCCUAGACUUCCUUAGAAACCUACACAGAAACACACCAAGUGGUGCCAUGACUACAGAUAAAGUCCUCCUAAACAGCUCAGUGAAUGAGUGGUACACAAACCUGAGAAGAGCCACAUCUGAGAGUCCCCCCAGAGAGGUGGUCUCACCCGCCCCUGUGGGCCGAGGAGGUGAGAAGGUGAGGGAGCAGAUGGAGGACAGAGACCGGGACAGAGAGGCAGACCUCCUGGAGGAUCUCUCCAGUGCCUUGCAGGAAUACCAUCAGGCAGAGCACCGCGCGGCCACCAUUUUGGCUCAAGACGGGACCUCCGCUCAGCUCCUGUGGGACCACCUGACCCAGAUCCGCUCCCAGCUCUCCCACAUCACGCAGGCACUGCAGCGGACAGCCCCCAAUGCGGACGGCCCCCUCGACCUGUCUGUGAAAAAGGACCCGAGUACAGCUGCACUGACACGGGACAGCACAGCACAAAGCCUCAUAGGAGAGACAUUGAAGGAGGACAUGAGCAGUGAGUCAGAGGAAGAGGAGGAGCGAGACGGGGACGACGGAGAGGAAGAGGUAGAAGAUGGAGGGAGGGAGAUGAAGGAGAAGAGGAAGCGUUCUCUCGAUCUGCUUAUCAAGCUGAACCAAACGGGCAUCGCCAUGGUGAAGGGGGAGGGGAUGUGGGGUGAGAGGACCACCAAGUGUGAGGCGGACUCGAGUGUUUUGCUUUGCCCUAAGCACACACACACGCACACAUCCAACACGCACACACCGCCUGCCAGCCACCCACACAGCCCACUCACUGCUGCAGACACCUGAGAUGACCAACACUUACACACACACACACACACACACACACACACACACACACACACACACACACACA
Messenger RNA from Clupea harengus (Atlantic herring), 2101 nucleotides. RefSeq names its product proline rich 35 (gene prr35). The record is from RefSeq and is a predicted model, not a curated record. Lineage: Eukaryota; Metazoa; Chordata; Actinopteri; Clupeiformes; Clupeidae.